AUGACAAAUGUUCGUUCCUUCAUGAGAACUUUUUUGAGCUCAUUUGAGUCAAUCACUGCGAGGAAAGUCAUUUCCAGCCUUGAAUCCACACUUCGCAAAAUGAAGACAAAGCUUGAAGUGGUUCGUACUAGCCUCCAAACCAACAACGUUGAGCUUAAUUCCUCCAUUUCAUCAAAGAUUACAAAGCUUCAAGAUGACUUGGCCACAAAGAAUAAAAUAAUUGAUGCUCUCGUAGUGAAAAAUGGAAAAGAUUGGAAGGUGUUUCGAAAUCAUGCUCAAUUCCAAAACAAGGGGAGAAAAUGUUGUGAAGCUAUCAAGAAGGAAAACCCCAAACCGACUGUCAAGCCUACUGUUAAGCCAAAGAAAGACAACAAACUGAAGGAUAAUGUAGCUUCGGAUUCAAAAGGCAAGGAAAAUCUCAAUGAAGAACCAAUAAUUGAUGAUAGUGAAGAAGAAGAGCAUGACGGACACGAGCUUAAAAGAAGAAGAGGUCGUGAAGAUCAAAUGGAUAAGCACCAACGAAUCAUUCGUGAGGUAGAAGAAAAAGAAAGUGUUGAACAUGAAUCUAAAGUCACACUGGAAAGUCCAAAGCUUUUGUUCCCAGUGUUGACUUUGGAGCAUAUAAUGAGCGAGGUUGUAGAUCUUCCAAGCUAG
Lactuca saligna is the source of this 654-nucleotide messenger RNA. The record is from the annotation of a GenBank genome assembly. NCBI's taxonomy places the organism in Eukaryota, Viridiplantae, Streptophyta, Magnoliopsida, Asterales, Asteraceae.